AUGGCUGAUGGUGCUGCUGGCAUUACCAGUGCCAUGUGUGAGUUACCACAAGCAUGCCGACUUAUGUGUUGGGCACACGUAAUCCGUAAGAGUCGUGAACAUCGAAAAUUGGUAUUAGAUAAAGAAAAAUGGUUAGCUAUUGAAAAAGAUAUCGUCAAUUUACAAUUAGUUUUUAAUGAUCAUUUAUUUGGUAGCGCAGCUAGAUUGAUGAUAAUGAAAUGGACUGCUGACAAAGACCUUGACGCAUUUAGAAAAUAUUUUGAAGACCAGUGGUUAUUAUCAUUACCGUUUUGGUAUGAAGGUAGUGCAAAUCUUAGUCCAUCUACUAAUAAUGGUCUUGAAUCGUUGAAUGGUAAAAUCAAACAAAUGUACACAUUAUGUAACAAAUUUUCAUUGUCAUCGUUCUUACAAACAGCUGAACGUAUGUUAUAUGACUGGUCAUUAGCUAGCGCGAAUACACCAUUUGCUAUUCAAAUUGAAUUUACUAAUGAUUUGGCAACUAGGGCAUAUCAAUGGUUACAAAAACUUGAUCGAACAAAAGUAUUACAUUUAGGUGCAGCUAGUUAUGUUGUACCUUCUUCUGAACCAAAAAUGGGUACAUCAUUAUGGGUACAAUAUUAUCAUAGCAUUUUAACUCCACCAUUAUUUUGCUCAUGUAAAUAUGGCCUUAAAGAAUACUCUUGCGUUCAUUCAUUGGGCUUAAUAAUGAUGUGGGAUCAUCGUAAAGUUCCACAGGCACUUGGGAUAAGAAGGGGAAAAGAUCGUCCAAAGAAAGUUAAAUUAGCUUUAACAAAAGACUGA
Didymodactylos carnosus is the source of this 801-nucleotide messenger RNA. NCBI's taxonomy places the organism in Eukaryota, Metazoa, Rotifera, Eurotatoria, Philodinida, Philodinidae. The record is from the annotation of a GenBank genome assembly.